Messenger RNA from Suillus discolor, 1698 nucleotides. RefSeq lists its product as uncharacterized. Bases 1 to 1698 code for a protein of 565 amino acids. The record is from RefSeq and is a predicted model, not a curated record. The transcript is spliced from 15 exons. Lineage: Eukaryota; Fungi; Basidiomycota; Agaricomycetes; Boletales; Suillaceae.
AUGAUGUGGUUCAGCACAGUGUCAUCUGCUAACAAGUGGGCCAGCAAUGCUACAUGGCAACAAGGUCGUUCAGAGCAGCCAAAGACACAGAAGAACAUUUUGGAUCCUACAAUAUCUGCACCACAAUCUGCACCACCAAAAAUAGUGACAUUGCCUCAGGAGUCUCAGCUCAGACUCUUGGAGGCCCUUGUUAAGGAGAUCAAGACACCUGUGACUGAGCACAACCCCCCUGAGUACUGGGGUUCACAAUCUUCUACAUGCUCCAACCGUACUAUUCAAGCUCCCCCUGAGGGCUUGAAUCAUUCUACUACGUCUUUACAGGAGCUCUUGGAUAAACACAGCGAUACGACACAGAUGCAGUCUACUUCCUCUGGUGUCGAAAAGCAAUCAGGCUCUGGAUUGGGCAAGUCGUCUCUUGAUAACGAGUCUCAGCAGUCAUGCCAGUCCAAAGGAAAACAAAAGGCAAUUGACGUUUCUUCGCCACUAUCAGAUCCUCAUAUAUUACCUUCAGUACGUCUUGCAGGCUUCUUGCAUGUGACUUCGACGCUGGAAGGCCACCAGUCAGCCAUCACGAAGAGGAUUGAAGACGAUGUUAAGGAAAUCUGUCAGAUGUGCAUGCGGACCCAGGAACAACAGAGGAAUUUAUCCUGCGAGCAUUAUGCAAAGUCAAAGUUUAAAAGAAAGAAGUGUGCUGGUUUUGUUCCUGAUCCUAAGGAUGAUUGCGUAGAUGCUCCCACUGAUCAUAGCAAGGUGACUUAUAAUGCUUUCAAGGCAUGUAUCCAUCAGCAUGCACAUCAUCUUCUGAAAGUCAGCGAUUAUAGACUGUUAACUUCAAGCAACUGUAGCAUCACUGAAGAUGGGAACUUUGUCACCAAAUUCAACAUCGAUGCCAUCCUUGUAUUUGCCCUCAACUUCAUCGAGAAAACUACCAAAUUUGCCGUGCAAGAUGCAUUCUAUUCGCAUUUCAAAACCAUCCAAGACUAUUAUAAGGAUAUAGAGAAGGUUAAGAACGGAAUGUCCAUGGAGGAGCUUAAAGAUAAGAAGCAGUUGGAGCUAAAGAAAAGUGCAAGGCAGUCAAGGAAAAAUCAAGAAGCAGGGAGCGCAGGGUGUAGUUCUGACGAAUCUGAGAGUGAACCAGACCAGGAACCUGCAUAUUUGCAGAAGGCUCCUAGGCGUGCGAAGCACAUUGGAUACAGACGCAUCGAGCCAAUUUGGUGGGGCACCGCAUUCCGCUCGCUGAUGUAUUGUAUUGACGACCAUGUUGAUGACUUAAGGUCUUUGGGAGUCAAUUCACGUCUUCCAGAGCCAACCGACAAUGGAGUGGAAAUGUACCGCGUACUAGACUUCACUCAAACAAGACAAAUCCUAUGGUACAAUUCACUCCCACUAGAAGCAAAGCUCCGGUUAGACAUCAAAGACUGGGACUGGGAUUUUUGCAAUGGCAGAGUGUUGGAAGUCGAAGGUGCACCUCAGACUGGUCAUGGAGAUUAUUGUGUUCUGGACCCAUCGGAUCCAUUUGGCCAGCGAAGGAUUGGGCCGCUUCUAGAGGCUACUGAGAGACCAGAAGAGAUCAGACUAGAGUCCAGAACAAGCCACAAUCAAAGGGGAGAUCAGGAAGUCAUUGAUAUCAUCUUUGCAGUCGCUGUGGAGUCCAUAGUACAAGAUGCAGGGGUCAAGAACAUCAGAAUACACAGAUAA